AUAUUAAAGGCAACAAUCAACUCACACACUGGCUAUAUGUUGUGUAAUCCUUUUCCAAAGGUGACUCCUCCUACAUUGCCACAGCCACUUUCUAAAGCAACCAAGGAUAUUUGUUGUCUAUUCCUUAAUUCAUCUGCAUUUUGCAAGGGAGCUGGCAGGAUUGAGAAGAGAGGCGCACCAGAAGGGAAAAGCAAGCAUGGUACGAAGAGUUGCCAUCAUUGGAGCGGGAGUGAGUGGACUGGCCUCCAUCAAAAGCUGCCUGGAAGAAGGACUGGAGCCUACCUGCUUUGAGAAGAGUGAUGAUAUUGGGGGACUAUGGCGGUUCACAGAGGCUCCAGAGGAAGGCAGAGCCAGCAUUUACCCCUCAGUAUUCACCAACUCAUGCAAAGAAAUGACGUGCUACCCAGACUUCCCCUUCCCAGACGAUUUCCCAAUUUAUAUGCACAACUCAAAGCUUCAGGAAUAUAUCCAGAUGUUUGCCAAGCACUUUGAUCUUUUAAAAUACAUACAAUUUAAGACUCUUGUGAGCAAAAUUAAGAAGCGUCCGGAUUUCCCCGUAACUGGGCAAUGGGAUGUCAUAACAGAGAAAGAUGGAAAGAUGGAAUCAGCCAUAUUUGAUGCUGUCAUGAUUUGCUCUGGACAUCAUGUUGCUCCAAAUAUACCGGUCGACAGCUUCCCUGGCUUAGAUAAGUUUAGGGGUAGCUUCAUCCACAGCCGAGAUUACAAAGGACCUGAAAGAUUCAAGGGGAAGAAGGUUCUGGUGAUUGGCCUUGGAAACUCCGGCUGUGACAUUGCUGUGGAGCUCAGUAACAUUGCCGCACAGGUGUUUAUCAGCUCUAGAAGUGGAUCUUGGAUAAUGCGUCGUGUUUGGGACGAUGGCUAUCCCUGGGAUAUGUUGGUUUUAACUCGUUUUGAAACAUUCCUCAGAUAUGCCCUCCCAACUGCCAUCUCUGACUGGUUGUAUGUGAAGCAAAUGAACAGAUGGUUCAGACAUGAAAACUAUGGACUAAUACCGUUGAACAGAACUCUACGUAAGGAGCCAGUCUUCAAUGAUGAGCUGCCAAGUCGCAUUAUAUGUGGGACUGUUGUGGUGAAGCCCAAUGUGAGAAAGUUUACAGAAACUUCUGCAAUAUUUCAGGAUGGGUCUGUGCAGGAAGAUGUUGACUACAUCAUUUUUGCCACAGGCUACACCUAUUACUACCCUUUCAUGGAUGAUAACUCCAUAAUCAAGAACAGCAACAAUGAAGUUAUUCUGUACAAAAGCAUUCUUCCCCCCAGGCUGGAGAAACCCACCUUGGCAGUAAUUGGCUUAGUCCAGUCCCUUGGAGCAACUAUUCCAACCGCUGAUCUUCAGGCUCGCUGGUCCACGAGAGUAUUCAAGGGAUUAUGUAAACUGCCUUCAGUCAGCACUAUGAUGGAUGACAUAAAUGAAAAAAUGGGGAAGAAGCUAAAGUGGUUUGGGCAAAGCGAUACCAUUCAAACUGAUUACAUUGUCUACAUGGAUGAACUUGCCUCUGAUAUAGGUGCCAAGCCCAACAUUCGGCAACUGUUCCUGACAUCUCCUAAACUGGCCCUGCAAGUUUAUUUUGGCCCUUGCACCCCAUAUCAGUUUCGUUUAGUAGGACCAGGGAAGUGGAAUGGAGCCGGAGAUGCCAUCCUUACACAGUGGGACCGAACACUGAAGACCACAAGGACCCGAGUUGUGCACAGCACUCAGAAGUCUCCCCCACUCCAUUUUUUGCUCAAAAUGUUUGUCCUCCCACUUCUUCUCAUUGUUUUUUGGAUGAUUUUUAAUUGAGUAAUCAUAAACUAUACACUGAAAUCAAUGUCUAAGAAUCAGCUAAACAAGAGAUAGCCAGAAAAUAUUAGACUGCAACUCUUAUCAGCCGAGUGACCAUAAAUAAUGAUAAACAAGGUAGAGACCAAUACAUUUUCCUUGCCAGUUAAGUAAACAAUAAUUAUUUUU
Anolis sagrei ordinatus is the source of this 1966-nucleotide messenger RNA. RefSeq names its product flavin-containing monooxygenase 3-like. The record is from RefSeq and is a predicted model, not a curated record. Gene Ontology annotation, molecular function: NADP binding; N,N-dimethylaniline monooxygenase activity; flavin adenine dinucleotide binding. NCBI's taxonomy places the organism in Eukaryota, Metazoa, Chordata, Lepidosauria, Squamata, Anolidae.